GUAAUAUUUCCCAUGAUGCUCCCGAAUCCGGAAGUUAGUGACAACAUGCAUGGUGACCUCUCCGCCCAUCUGCACACUGAUGAGUGCAACCGACUUAUCCAAGCUCUACAGAAGUGUCACAUAGAAAACCCGUAUGGAAAAUUCUUUGGGAAGUGCAACGAGCAGAAUGCCUUGAUGGAUAGAUGCCUUGCACAAGAGAGAGAAGACAACAGAAGGAAGAACAGAGAAAAAACUCAGGACAAGAGGAAGAAAAUGCUAGAGGCAUUACAAGCAAAAAAAGCUGAAGGGAAUGUUAGAUAAUCGAUAUUUUUAUUACAAUAAUACAGAUUUUAGUACACAACUGUUCACAUCUUCAAAAUGCAGUGGUUAAUCGGUAAUAUAGUCAUAGAUUGAACUUUUGUCAUUGCACAUUCAACUGAAAGUAAAAUAUUAUUUUACUUGAGAUGUACUCAGGGCACAGACUAUUAUUAUACACUUCCUGGCAAGAUAGACCAAUUGAUGACAUCACAUAUCCGCAAGAUCACACGUUAAUAAAAUCACAAGUCUGCAACUCUCGCAAGCUACAGUAUGUUCUGAAGUGAUUGGUCAUUAGUAUUGAUCAUAAAGAAGGAGAUAGCGGCCGUUAAAAAUUUGAUCCGCAUAUACCUUUGUCUUAGUUUUUUUUUAGAAGAAAGUUAAGCUUUGUAUUAUGAUUGCUACCAACACCAAGAGCUUCCAAUAUGAUUUAACUUGUUGAGAAAAAAGAAGGUUUUGUA
Molecule: messenger RNA, 755 nt
Organism: Branchiostoma floridae (Florida lancelet)
Lineage: Eukaryota; Metazoa; Chordata; Leptocardii; Amphioxiformes; Branchiostomatidae
Product: COX assembly mitochondrial protein 2 homolog
Exons: 4
Coding region: 13-300 (95 amino acids)
Cellular component (GO): mitochondrion
Source: RefSeq, a predicted model, not a curated record